AGACUAUCGCAAUCAUCACUCCUUCGUAUUCAAUUCCAAAGGUGAAACCGAGAAAGUACUCUACAUUGUCCUCAAGAUCAUAAGCUUUGGAGAUUCAGCAACUUUGCAUAAAUCAGAAUGCCAAAACCAAGUAUUAGAGGUUCAGAGUUGCCUCAGAGGCAAUCUCCUAGGCUAAGGACAUCAUUGUUGUCCACUUCCUCUGAUCCGCAUCACCUUAGCCGUCCGAUUACAGACCGGAGUCCAAAGCUCGGCCUUGACCGUAGAUCUCCGAGGAGUGGUGGGCCUCACACGGAUCCGCUGACUCAGAAGAAGCUUGGAAGUCGCAUCUCUGGCUUGGAGUCACAGCUAGGACAAGCCCAGGAAGAGUUGAGUUUGCUCAAACAGCAGUUGGCUAAAGCUGAAGCUGCCAAGAAACGUGCUCAAGAAGAGCUUCUUAGGAAGAAAUCCAAGAAAUCAAACCCUCCUGCUCCGGAGAGAGAUGACAUUCCUGGAUAUGGACAUCAAGAGACCGAUGUGUUCGAGGUUCUUGUUGAGAAAGCAAAAGAAAGUGAUCAGACGAAGAAUGAUGAAUUGGCUUCUAAGGAAGACCAAAUCAAUGUAUUGAAAGCUAGACUAUAUGACUUGGAGAAAGAAAGGGUAUCACUUGGCCAAGAGAACGAGAGCUUGAAGAAUCAGUUGAAGAAGACGGAUUCGGAAAUGUCCAGCGUAAAGGCGAAAGAAGAUGAGAUAGCUUCAAAGGUGAGUCAGAUUGGGGAAGAACUGGAAGAAAGCAAUGAGACCACAGCGAAGCUAAAGAAAAAGCUCGAAUCUGUGGAAGAAGCAAAAGAGAGUCUAGAAGCUGAGAUGAAGAAGCUGAAGGUCCAAACCGAGCAGUGGAGGAAAGCAGCAGAUGCUGCAGCUGCGGUUUUAGCUGGAGGGGUUGAGAUGAAUGGCCGGUUCUCAGAGCAGUAUGGGUCAAUGGAGAAGCAUUUUGCAGGCAGGUUUGUCGGAUCACCGGGAAUGGCUGAUGAUUCGGAUGACGGGUUAGGGUUUGGGAAGAGGAAAGGUUCAGGGAUGAAAAUGUUCGGUGACCUGUGGAAGAAGAAAGGGCAAAAAUGAAGUGAUAGAACAAACAGUAGCGUGUGAUUCAAGUAAGCAGUGUGCUUUUACUUUGUGGGAUGAUCUAAGUAAGUGUCUCUACGAAAUGAUGGCUCAUCACUUCGUAUUAUAUAAAUUAUCUAGAGAUUU
This is a messenger RNA of Arabidopsis arenosa, 1227 nucleotides long. NCBI's taxonomy places the organism in Eukaryota, Viridiplantae, Streptophyta, Magnoliopsida, Brassicales, Brassicaceae. The record is from the annotation of a GenBank genome assembly.